Teleopsis dalmanni is the source of this 4435-nucleotide messenger RNA. RefSeq names its product GRIP and coiled-coil domain-containing protein 2 (gene GCC185). Lineage: Eukaryota; Metazoa; Arthropoda; Insecta; Diptera; Diopsidae. The coding region runs from base 96 to 4295 and encodes 1399 amino acids. The transcript is spliced from 6 exons. The record is from RefSeq and is a predicted model, not a curated record.
GAUGAUAUCAAUUGGGAUUCAUCAAUAUUACGCAAAUUAGAUAUUUUAGUAUUUUUUACAUGUAUAACUUAAUUAAAAAUAUAAAUCUAUAAGAAAUGGAUGACCCACAAGAGACUACAACGACUGCAAGUAAAAAUUCCAUUGAAAGUCUAAGCAAAGAUGAGUUGUUGCAAAAAUACAAAUCCUUGCUAGCAAUUGCUAAAAAGGCAAAGCAAGCCAAAGAUGAAUUUGCUGAUGAAAAUAAGAAACUCAGAGAUACCUUGCAAAUAUGUGAGACACAAAAGGAGGCAGAUAAGAAGGCUUUAUUGACCAUGAAAGAAAUGUUAGAAGAAUUUACAACAAAUAAAUUGGAACUUACAAGUAAAGUAGCUGAAUUACAGCAAAAUCUUAACAUAAAAGAAAAUAUAAUAAAUGAACUAAACAUUGAGAACGAAUCAGUCAAACGGCAGUUGGAUAGAAUGAUGGAUGAAAACGAAUCUUUGUUAAAAGACAUUGAUCAAAUGGAAAGUAACUUAAAGCAGGUUAACGUAAUUGGCAUGGAGCAAAAAACGCAUUUAAACCUAUUGGAACUUGAAGUUAAUAAACUUAAAGAAUCAGAGAGUCUUAAUAAUACUUUAAAGAAUCAGGUUUGUCAACUUCUGGCAGAGAAUGAAGCUUAUAAAAAUGGCGAAAAUGCAAUGGCAACUUCUUUACAAGAAAUGUCUGAAAAAUAUGCUAAUCUUAAAGACAUCAACUCAAAACAACGUAAAAAGUUUAAUGCGCUUAAAGACCGAUUUGUAAUUGUAUUCAAAAAAGUAAAUAAACUAAAAGAAUGUAAACGUAUUCUACUAGAAACUCAACAUGAAUAUGCGGAAGCUGUCACAAAAUGGCAAACUGAAAUCAUAACAGCUUCGCAGUUAUUAUGCAGACAAAUGAAUAUUCUAAGGCAAGAGAACGAAGAACUUACAAAGGAUAAAUCAAUUACGAAUUGCUCUGAUCGACAAGUUAAGAAAUCAAACAAACAGAUUAACAUGCUAACAGAAGAAGGUAUUGAAUUUUUACACAAAAUUGUUGAACAAAAUAUUGUACCACAAAUGAAAAGCCUAAAUGUAACAGAAAUGUUGAAAAAACUGGAUGAGAUGCAACGAUUAAGUGUGGAAGUUGAGAAAGAACAGCAAAAAAAUUUUGCACAAUUAAAUGCUACUAGGAAGAAUACUAAUCUUUUAACACAAAAUGUCCAAACACAAUUUGAGGAUGAUAAUCUUGAGCAGAUAAUGUCUAGAUUGGUGGAAGCUCAAAGACUAAAUGAAGAUGUACAAAAGAAAUCUCUUUCUAUGCGUUUGCAAUUAGAUAAUUUGCAUACGGAAAAUAAUGCUUUAAGAAAUGAUUUAUGUAUAUAUAAGAACCGCGCAGAAUUGGAAAGGAAAAAAGUUAAUUAUUUGGUAGCAAAAUUUGCAGAGGUAGAAAUAUUAAGUGAGGAAGCGUUAACGCAAUAUACUGAAAAAUGUUUGCAGUUGGUGGAUUUACAAAGUGAUCAAGCGUUGGGUAAAGAAAGUCAAACUGAUAACAAAGAAUUAGAGAAACAAAAAUUGGAAAUUAAACAACUAUCACAAGAACUCAAAGAUUUAAAAAUCAAACUCAAAGACAACGAAGAAUUAAAUAAAACCUUAGAGGUUGAUUUUGAAGAACUGAAAUUAUUAUUGUGCAAGAAAGAAGAACAUAUUGGCGAUAUGUUAAAGCAAUUAGAGGAAUAUGAGCAAAACAAGUCAAAUAUUAUAGAAGAAUUAAAUGCAAACAAGCUUAUUUCUCAAGAACUCGGAAUUGAUAAAGAACGUUUGGAAAGCAAGCUAAAAGAAUUGACUUCUGAAAUAGAGAACCAGCAAAUCACAAGGGAAAAUGAAAAUUCAGCGCUUGUAGAACAAUUAAAAUUACAGCACAGCCAAGAUUUGAAUGAAGAACUACAAAGUUAUCGGCAAAGUUAUGAGGAGUUACAAGCGCGCUUUGAGCAAAAAGAACGUGAACAUGCUGACUUAUUGGGAGAAAUGCGGGAACUUAAUGAAGCGCUCAAGGCUCGUGGAGAUGUUAUUUCACGCCAACAAGAAAAACAACAGGAUAUACUAUCUGAACUGAAAAAUACUUCUGCUCAGCUUAAAGAUUUGGAAAAUAAAUUAAAUGAAAAUGAGAAAUCCCUUUUAACAAAAGAUGAACAAUUGCGAGAAAAGAAAUUAGAAAUUGAACAGAUACAGGUUAAAGUAGAGGAAUUGCAAGCUAUAUGUUCGCAGAAGGAAAAGCAGAUGAAAUCUUUCACAGAAGAUGUGCAAAGUUUAAAAAAUAUCGAUACCACAGACAGCCAAAGCGAUAUGUUGUCAACGUCUACUAUUUCACGCACUGAUGAGAUAAGUCGUCUACGAGAAUUGGAUGAAAGUUUCGAAGACAAAUACAAUAGAUUACGUGGUUUAGCCAUUAAACUUAAGAAAAAACUUCAAGAGCAAACAACACAGUUGACAGAAUUAGAAAAGCAGCAAACUAACCAUGAAAAGCUGAAACUUGAGUUAAAAGAACAGCAAAUAUUAAUAAAUGAUUUGCAACUUGAGAAAGAAAAAACUCAGAAAUUACUUGACACUCUUAAGGGUGACAACCAGAAGCUCAAAUCUUCGCGCAAACAAGCUAAUGUACUUAAUUUGGAAAUUGAAGCUGCCGAAAAAUCACUUAACGAAGCAACUGUAAAAUUAGCAUCAAAAAAUACUGAGUUGGAAUCUCUCAAUGAAGUCCUAACAACAAAAGAAACAAUGAUUGUACAGUUGCGUAAAGAAAUUGCUUUACUUGAGUCCGCUAAAAAUGCCGAGUGUAACCAUUCUAAAGAAUUAAAAGAACAGAUCGAUCUAUUGCAAACACAAAUUAAAGAUGCCGUACACACCAAACAGAGCAUACUAGCGUCCAGCAAAGAGUUAGAGCAAGCGAAUGAGAAUCUUAAGAUGGAACUAGAAGAACUGCGCUUGCAAAUGUCCAAUAUUGCUAGCAAGCAAGAAACAAUAAUUUUAGCGGCCAAAACCGAUAAGGAUCAGUUGCAGUCUCUAUUAUUUGACACGGAAAAUAAUUUAAAAACAACUCAGCUAAGUCUUAAAAAUACUGAACGCGAAUUAGAACAAUUACGCGUAGAGUAUUUGGAAUAUAAACUGAAGGCUCAGGCUGUGCUGCGGAAAAAUCAGAAAAGGGAUACCUCCAAAGAACGUGAACAAGAGGAAGAAUUAUUAUCGUUGCGCGCAGUCGAAAAACAGCUACAACAAAGCGUAAAAAUGCAUCUUAAAAGAAUCGAAGAUGCUAAUAAACGGAUGCAGAUACUAAACGAAGACAAUGAAUGCCUGCAAAAACGCAUCAAAGAAUUCCAUAAUAUCAUAGAGGAGUUACGUGAACAGAAUGAGAGCUUGGCUAACGAAAACAGAAAUCAGUUACAUCUUCAAAAGGAGUCUUUGAAAAAUCAUCGUCAACAAAUUGAAAAUUUAAACUCAUGCCAUAACGUGCAACUAAAGGAUUUAGAAGUAACUUAUGAGCAAAAAAUUGAACUUUUAAAAAGUGAACACGCAAAAGUAAUACGUAUUCCACCAAUUAUUGGAGCUGCAUCUAAACUGAACACAUCCACUAUGGAUACGAUGCAAAAUAAUGUAGUUGAGCAAAGUAAAAUUGAUAUUUUGCUUAUGGAAAGAGAAGACGCUGAAGGUUCCGAAGAAGCUGUGGCUUUGGCAAAUAUUGCAGCAAAUCGGAAAAUAUCGAAUGAUUCGUCACGUACACGAUCACAACAUGAUUUUAUGCCUUUGGAUGAAUUAUUAAAUGCGCCCAUGAAUACUAUCAAUGAUACAGUGACAACAUUAACUUUAACUGACGUGGAACAUGGAAGCGAUGAUGUAGAAAGCACACAUGUCGAAUUACAAGCUACUAAGGAACGUUUGCAGAUGCAAGAUACCCGUAUAAGACAUUUAACUGCCCUAUUAGCAGAAAAUGAGCAGGACUUAGCAAAACUAUCACAGAUGAAUGAUAUGUUAAAGGAAGAAUUACGACGCCAGGAACGAUCUGUAGAACGUGAAGCUCAUAUGCAUAAUUCAGAAUAUUUAAAGAACGUGAUAAUCAAGUUCCUAACAUUAAAUAAUGGAGAUGAGCGCACUCGACUAGUACCCGUUCUUAACACAAUAUUAAAGUUAAGUCGCACCGAAACAGAAGUUCUAAACUGUGUGGCAAAGGGACAUAAAGUUAAUGCUGAUGGAAAUCAACGUGGCUGGGGAAGUUUUCUAUCAUGGGGCGCAGGAAAUAAUAACACAUAAAAUCAAUGCUUUUCAAUAUAUUACCUGAUACUAUCUUUAAAAACAAAGCCAUUCAUUUAACGUUAUGUAUUGAAUCAGUUUUAUUAUUUUAAUUCAAACUAUAUAACUAUUAUAUUAGACCACAGUGCAAACUCUUAUAU